AUGGUAACCAGAGUUCUGCUGCUACAGAAGUGCCGCUGGAGGGCGCUGUUUUUGGUCGUCUGCUUGUUCCUCACGUUCCAGUUGUACCUGCAGCAUGGAGGCAACUACUACGUCAGGAUGUUUAGCAACGGUGUAAUCAGUGGACGACAGCUCAAUGGGACGGGCAACAUCAGCCUACACGUCAUGAGGAGUGGGUCACACGUCACAAGGCACCGGUCACCCCUGGCGGACAAGCUGGUCAAACAGUUCCAGACUCGGCUGUCCAAACCCAGGUCUGUGUAUCAGUUGAACGACACCGAGACCUACAGCCAUUUCAUGGGCAGGCUGAAGAUCUUACGGAAACGUGGGGACUACUUGACGAAAUACUUCAACAUCACGGGGAACAGGUCCUGGGAAAGGUUCCACAGGGGAAUCAACCAGUACUACCUGUACGACCCUGAUAGCGGCACAGACCUGACUGACUUGUUGAGAGAUCUGAACAAGAAAACAAUUGUUGCUGCAAGAAGCACGCCUUACAGCUCCCAUCUCGCCAUUACGCUGGUCUUUGAGGAUGGAUCCAAAGGCAUCUUCAAGGCUAUCAGAACUCCAAAAGAGCAAGAGGCAUCACCCAACCAUUUUUACUUCAGUGACAUUGAGAGACCAACAGCCGAGAUAGCAGCUUUUCAUCUUGACAAGGUUCUGGCUUUCUACCGUGUCCCCCCGACCGUCGGGAGGGUCGUCAACAUCACACGUGACCUGAUCAUGGUGGGGGACGAAAACAUCAAGCCGACGGCUCAUCGAUCUCCAGUUGGUAACUCCUGCUUCUUCGGCAGCUGUAAGGACUACUGCACACAGGGCCACGCGCUCUGUGGGAACCCCCACCUCAUCGAGGGCUCCGUCUCUGCUUUCCUGCCCAACAGGAGCCUGGAAGAAUCAGGAAACUCCUUUUUGAAUCCUUAUGUUCGAUCGUAUGACAUGAAUACGAAGGUAAAAUGGGAAUACAACGAGUCGUUUUGUGAGACGGAUGUCAAGCCAGUACCUGAGUACCAAGGUCGUUUUAUACUGGACUUGACGGACCUCGCGGUGUUUGACUUUCUGCAGGGUAACCUCGACAGACACCACAUAGAAACGUUUAAGAUGUUUGGUAACGACACCUUCUUAGUGCACUACGACAACGGCAGAGGGUUUGGCCGAUCUAAGUACGAUUGUAUUUCAUGCUUGGCUCCAGUUCGUCAGUGUUGUAAAGUUCGGUUAUCUACCCUUGCCAAGUUGGUUAAACUUUACACUGGACCAGACAGCCUCAGUCAACUACUUAGGAUGUCAUUAAGCUCCGACCCCUUAGCUCCGAUAUUAACAGAACCUCACCUUGACGCCUUAGACAGACGUGUUGGUCUAGUCAUCAGCACAGUGUAUGACUGUGUCAAUAGGACGGGAUCCUGGGAUCAAGUUAUUGUUGAUGAUGGUGUUGUAUGAAUGUUACGUUUAGGUCACGUGAACUAUUUCUUUAAGACAACGCCAAAGACUACAUCAAACCAGUCAGCAGAGAUAAAUUUAAUUAUGCAAUAAUUAUA
Physella acuta is the source of this 1550-nucleotide messenger RNA. RefSeq names its product extracellular serine/threonine protein CG31145. Gene Ontology annotation, molecular function: phosphotransferase activity, alcohol group as acceptor. Gene Ontology annotation, biological process: protein phosphorylation. Gene Ontology annotation, cellular component: Golgi apparatus. The record is from RefSeq and is a predicted model, not a curated record. Lineage: Eukaryota; Metazoa; Mollusca; Gastropoda; Physidae.